AGGAAUCUGCCAAGAAAAAAGCCAGCUUCACCGACCUCGUACGAAGCCGAAGAAUGCUGCUCUAUACCAUUGUACUCGUUUACGCCUCGGCAGCUGGUGGAGUCACUUUCUAUGGCCUUCAGCUGUCGGUUACGAGCCUGGGCGGCGACCCGUACCUGACUUUCGUUCUUGCUGCGCUUGUGGAGAUACCAGCGGUGCUCGUCUGCUAUGCGGCCGUGCGCUGGCUUCCAAGGCGUUCAACAAUGCUAGCUGUGUACGCCGGCACAGCACUCUGCACUUUUGCAGUGUGCUUGCUUUCGCUAGAUUGGGUGGUGUUACGCCAGGUGAGCGGAAUCGCGGGCAAGAUGCUGGCAUCCGUGUCGCUGGCCCUGCUGUGGAUUUUUGCUGCCGAAAUAUUACCAACUGUGUUCCGAACAUUUGGAGUAAGUGCCUGCUUGGUCGGCACACGCGUUGGCUCCUCGAGCGCACCGUUGCUACUUGAGCUGCGAACGUACACCAGUGACUGUGUGCCUAUGGGUAUCCUUGUCGGUUUCGCUACACUUGCUUCCGUGCUGAUGCUGCUGUUGCCAGAAACUUUCAGGGUGGCACUUCCUGACACGAUACUCGAAUCCAUAGACCUGGGAAACUCGAAGAGGGCUCCAGGCACCUACUUGUCUAGGAUCGUCAAGUAG
Messenger RNA from Rhipicephalus sanguineus (brown dog tick), 671 nucleotides. Its product is annotated as solute carrier family 22 member 5-like. NCBI's taxonomy places the organism in Eukaryota, Metazoa, Arthropoda, Arachnida, Ixodida, Ixodidae. Bases 54 to 671 code for a protein of 205 amino acids. The transcript is spliced from 5 exons. The record is from RefSeq and is a predicted model, not a curated record.